AUUUUUUUUUUUUUUUUUCGUAAAUAUGCGCAACUAGACUCGGCAAUAUUUUGCUCCGUCAAUGUUAAUCCACCAAGACUCUCUGCUCGAGGCGUAACUAAAGUACAAACCAUGGCGCUGUUGAAUUUGUUGUUGCUGGUGUUCGUGGGGUGCGUGCUUUUUUUGAUUCACCUGCUGAUUCGGCAGCACACGUAUUGGAAGAGUCGAAAACUCCUCCACGUGGGUUUUCCACCCAUCAUAAACAUGAACACAGCUCUGUUCUUCCGACAGAGAUCCUUCCCGGAGCACUCCAAGUUCUUGCACAGCCUCCACCCGAACGCCAAGUAUUACGGCACCUUUGAUUUCAACACACCUGCCAUCGUGGUCAAGGAUCCUGAACUGAUUCGCGACAUUUUCAUCAAGAACUUUGAGUACUUUCCCGAUCACCGGAGCUUCGUUACCGAAGAGAUGGACCCCAUCGUGGGUCGCAACGUUUUUUCCCUCAAGGGCCAACGCUGGAAGGACGUGAGGAGCACCUUGAGUCCCAGUUUCACGGCCAACAAGAUGAAAUUCAUGUUCCAGUUGGUUUCUGAGUGCUCGAGAGAGUUUGUGCAGUACUUCGUGAAUAAUCCCGACUCGGCGAAAAACGUAGAAGCCAAGGACGCGUUCACCAGGUACACUAAUGACGUGAUAGCAACCGCUGCGUUUGGGAUCCAAGUUAAUUCGAUGAGAGAUCGCGAGAACGAGUUUUACGUUUACGGCAAGGAUGCCACUUCGUUCGGGACAGUUUGCAGGUUGAUCAAGUUCAUGCUGUUCCGGGCGUUUCCGAACGUCAUGCGAAUGUCUGGUGAGAAGUUCUUGUCAAGGUCGACCGAUAGAUUCUUCAAGCAACUGGUGACCAACACGGUUAAAACGAGAGAGGAGAAGGGUAUCGUGAGACCGGACAUGAUUCACUUGUUGAUGCAAGCCAAGGACAAGAAAGAUGGCAUCGAGUUCACCAUAGACGACAUCAUCGGCCAAGCGUUUAUUUUCUUUUUGGCUGGAUUUGACGUGUCGUCGACUCUCAUGUGCUUCGUUGCUUACGAGUUGGCUGCGCAUCCAGAAAUACAAGAAAGAGUGCAGGAAGACAUCGACAAACAGUUGGAGCAAGAGAACGGACUAUUGACUUACGAGUCCUUGGGGCGGAUCAAGUAUUUGGAUAUGGUUAUCAACGAGACCUUAAGAAAGUAUCCACCGACACCGAUGACGGACAGGGUUUGUGCCAAAGAGUUUGUUAUUCCAUCGUCCAUGGAUGGAUAUCCGGAGUAUAAAGUGGAAGUGGGGACCAACAUUAUUAUGCCGAUAUACGGACUUCAUCACGAUCCGAGGUUCUUUCCUGACCCGGAAAAAUUUAUACCCGAGCGGUUUGACGAUGAAAACAAAAACAACAUCAAUCCGUACGUGUACGUACCUUUCGGCCUUGGUCCGAGAAAGUGCAUUGGGAAUCGAUUUGCGCUCAUGGAGACGAAGAUUUUGAUUGUGCAUAUUUUGAAAAAGUUCAAUAUCAAGUUUACAAGCAAAUCAAAGUAUCCUAUUGUUUUUUGUAAAAAAACGUUCAAUUUGAAUAUUGAAGGUGGUUUUUGGCUUGGACUCGAAGAAAGAAAAAUAACUAAUUGAGACGUCAUGGUGACAAUCGCUAUUUUUGAUAUUACUUUACAGUUGUUGUAUUCCUAUGUAUUUACUUCUUGAAAAUUAUUUUUCUUAUUAGUACUUGUAAAAAUAGUAUUUGUUAAUA
This is a messenger RNA of Copidosoma floridanum, 1753 nucleotides long. RefSeq names its product cytochrome P450 9e2. The record is from RefSeq and is a predicted model, not a curated record. NCBI's taxonomy places the organism in Eukaryota, Metazoa, Arthropoda, Insecta, Hymenoptera, Encyrtidae. Gene Ontology annotation, molecular function: monooxygenase activity; heme binding; iron ion binding.